Molecule: messenger RNA, 701 nt
Organism: Carya illinoinensis
Lineage: Eukaryota; Viridiplantae; Streptophyta; Magnoliopsida; Fagales; Juglandaceae
Product: cysteine-rich and transmembrane domain-containing protein WIH1-like
Exons: 3
Coding region: 216-509 (97 amino acids)
Source: RefSeq, a predicted model, not a curated record
ACUAGUAUAUAUAUAAUACUAACAAAAGAUCAUUUGAGACACUGAUGUUUGGGGUGGUUGUGGGUUUGCGUGUGCAUGAUACCAACUCCUUUUAAUUUGAUAUAAAACCCGGCCAGAAGAUAGCUGAGGUUUCUCACAGUUUCAUUGUCCAUUUGUUUGAUCUCAGCUUUGUGCUUCAGAGUAAAAGGUUUAGUGUUUGUUUGUGUUAAGCAGUGAUGAACGACCCUAGGUACCCAUAUGCUUACCCUGCCCAAGGCCAAGGUUAUUAUCAAGGACCCCCAGUGAUGGCACCUCCACAAUAUGCUGCUGCACCACCCAGGAGAUCAGAAGCAGGUUUCAUUGGGGGAUGUUUAGCGGCUCUCUGUUGCUGCUGCCGGAUUGGCGAGUGUUGCUGCUGCCGGAUUGGCGAGUGUUGCUGCCGGAUUGGCGAGUGUUGCUGCCGGAUUGGCGAGUGUUGCUGCCGGAUUGGCGAGUGUUGCUGCGACCCAUCCAUCGUAUGUGUCUGCUGAUCAUCAUCAUCGGCCUGUAAUUGCAUGCACGUACGAAUAUUUCCCGCUUGUAAAUAGUAUCAUGCUCGAAAUUGUUCUCGUCCGGUGAUCAGUACAUGUAGACUUUGUUUUAGAUUUGCAGUUUCUAUUGUCUAUCAAUCUUUGUGUUGUAGUUUCUCAGAGACUAUAUAUAAUAUUCAUCAAUUUCUCUUA